Molecule: messenger RNA, 949 nt
Organism: Lolium rigidum
Lineage: Eukaryota; Viridiplantae; Streptophyta; Magnoliopsida; Poales; Poaceae
Product: GTP-binding protein SAR1A-like
Exons: 3
Coding region: 85-666 (193 amino acids)
Biological process (GO): vesicle organization; membrane organization; intracellular protein transport
Cellular component (GO): endoplasmic reticulum exit site; COPII vesicle coat
Molecular function (GO): GTP binding; GTPase activity
Source: RefSeq, a predicted model, not a curated record
UUGAUCCCUUCCGUCGAGAUCCGUUAAGAGGCGCCCUCCUCCUACUCCGGCGACAGAGAGGGAGGCCACCGACGGCGACCGGAGAUGUUCCUUGUGGACUGGUUUUACGGGGUUCUGGCGUCGCUGGGGCUAUGGCAGAAGGAGGCCAAGAUCCUCUUCCUCGGCCUCGACAACGCCGGCAAGACCACGCUCCUCCACAUGCUCAAGGACGAGAGGUUGGUUCAGCACCAGCCUACGCAGUAUCCAACUUCUGAGGAGCUGAGCAUCGGGAAGAUCAAGUUCAAGGCCUUUGAUUUGGGAGGCCAUCAGAUUGCUCGCCGUGUUUGGAAGGAUUACUAUGCUAAGGUUGAUGCUGUGGUGUACCUCGUUGACGCGUAUGACAAAGAGAGGUUUGCCGAAUCCAAGAAGGAGCUUGAUGCCCUCCUCUCAGAUGAUUCACUGGCAACCGUUCCCUUCCUGAUCCUGGGGAACAAAAUCGACAUCCCCUACGCCGCCUCGGAGGAAGAACUCCGCUACCACAUGGGGCUAAGCAACUUCACAACCGGAAAGGGCAAGGUGAGCCUGAGCGAGUCGAACGUCCGCCCCCUUGAGGUCUUCAUGUGCAGCAUCGUCCGCAAGAUGGGCUAUGGCGACGGGUUCAAGUGGAUGUCACAGUAUAUCAAGUAGAGCGGCAGGCAGGGGUGCGUGUUGAAAAGAAAGUGUUUAAAGUAGUCAUGAUGGUACUCCUGUUCUACCUUGCCUUGGCACAAGAGAGUUAGGGAGCUAGCUGGUCAUGGAUGUUCAUGGUGCUAGUACAUAUAUGUGGUGUAAUGGAUUCAGCGCAAAGUUCAUGGUCCUAGAUUUUUUUUUUUGUUCAGUUACAGUGUGAUGUUAAAAAGGUGAUAUGCUUUAAACUCCAUUGCUAAUGACACUCUGAAUGAUGAUCAUAGCUGUUACCUGUUAUAGUGUU